AAUUUUCGCAGCUCUCUGAUGUGAAGAACUAAGUGUAGGAAUCCGAAUGCAGUUGAUGUCUGGCUUUCCUCACGUAAUCAUGACCCUCAACAUCAUCGCCAUUGUUGUGGCUAUUGGAUUACCCGUUCUGCUGGCCAUAAAUGGCAGGUGGGUGCUUUUGUUUAUUGCCGCAAUAGUCUGGCUUUGGCAGAAACAUCACUUCAACUUCUGGCAGCGAUUGGGAGUCCCUUAUAUCCCAGCAACACCCUUUGUCGGAAAUGUGUGGAACUUGCUGCGAGGCGGAUGCUGCUUCGGGGAUCAGUUUAAGGAGAUGUACCAGAGUAGUGCUGCCGCCGGGCAUCCCUAUGUGGGGAUUCAUGUUCUGCACAAUCAUGCAUUACUUUUGAGGGAUCCAGCCCUCAUAAAACGGAUUAUGGUGGAGGACUUCUCCAAGUUCUCCAGUCGGUUCGAAACAACCGAUCCCAUUCACGACACGAUGGGUUCGCAGAACCUCUUUUUCUGCAAGUACGAGACUUGGCGAGAGAUUCACAAGAUCUUUGCACCAUUCUUUGCGGUCGGAAAGGUCCGACAGAUGUAUGGAUUGCUGGAACGCGUUGGCCAGCAACUGGAGGACCACAUGGAUGUCCAGCUAGGCGGUAAGAAGUCCAUGGAACUGGAGGUUAAGCAGUUGUGUGCCCUUUUCACGACGGACAUCAUUGCUUCGCUGGCGUUUGGAAUAGAAGCACACAGCUUGCAAAAUCCCCAGGCCGAGUUCCGGCAGAUGUGCAUCGAAGUCAAUGACCCGCGACCCAAGCGACUGAUCCAUCUGUUCACGAUGUUCUUCUUCCCACGCCUGUCCGGCAGAAUUCGGACACACCUUUACUCCGAGGAGUAUGAGCGAUUUAUGCGACAGUCCAUGGACUUUAUUCUGGCGGAGCGCGAGGGUAGUGGGGUGAAGCGCCAUGAUCUGAUAGACAUAUUCCUGCAACUGAAAGGUAGCGAGUCCGCCGACAGCAUAAUUCAUCGUCCGGAUUUCUUUGUGGCCCAGGCAGCCUUUCUGCUCCUCGCCGGCUUCGACACCUCCUCCUCCACCAUUACCUUUGGCCUGUACGAGCUGGCCAAGCAUCCUGUGAUCCAAACUAGGCUCAGGGAGGAGCUCCGAGAGGUCCUGCAAUCCAGCCAAAAUAAGCAACUAAGCUGCGACAUCAUCAAUGGCAUGACAUAUCUCCGCCAGGUGGUGGAUGAAGUUCUUCGGAUGUAUCCGCCCACGGCCUUUUUGGAUCGGUGCUGCAAUGCCCCGGAGGGCUACGAUCUCUCUGAAUGGAACUGUGGUACUCCCUUUAAGCUACGACCCGGCACUCCAGUGUACAUAUCUGUUCUGGGACUUCAUCACGAUCCACAGUUCUGGCCCAAUCCGGAAGUAUUCGAUCCAGAGCGGUUUGCGGCUGGCCAACGGCAGCAGCAUCACCCCAUGACAUAUCUGCCUUUUGGAGCUGGUCCUAGGGGCUGCAUUGGUACCUUGCUGGGUCAGCUGGAGAUCAAGGUUGGGCUGCUCCACAUUCUGAAAAACUUUACAGUCGAACUCUGUGAUAAAACUCUGCCGGAAAUGAAAUUCGACCCAAAAGCCUUUGUUCUCACAGCGAAAGGCGGAACCUACCUGCGAUUUGUUGAGAAUCGUCUUUGAAGUGGAUGGUAGUCAUUUUAUUUUUUGCUAUAGCCUUUUAAAUUUGAAAAAUAUAAAUAUCAGAAAACGAUUUUUUUAAAUCCGUAUAAGCAAAAAAGGAAGUUUGCACAACCCCUGCUUUUCAGCCAACCAGGCGUAUACUUGAUCUCUUGAAUCAUAUUACUCAUACGUAUUAAGUAUACGCACCGAAAACAUACUGGAAUAUAAACUUAGGUUCAUAAUUUAUUUUUCCUUUUACUAAAAAGCAAGUUGUUUAUUUUUAACCAAGGGUUUUCACUUUAUUUCAAAGUUGUAGCUUUCAUGUACAUUUUUAAAAACUAACUUAGAAGCAGUUUCGAUUUUGUUUACAAAUAAAAAUAGAAAAAUUUUA
This is a messenger RNA of Drosophila ananassae, 2033 nucleotides long. RefSeq names its product probable cytochrome P450 6t1 (gene Cyp6t1). The record is from RefSeq and is a predicted model, not a curated record. The coding region runs from base 47 to 1663 and encodes 538 amino acids. Lineage: Eukaryota; Metazoa; Arthropoda; Insecta; Diptera; Drosophilidae. The transcript is spliced from 2 exons. Gene Ontology annotation, biological process: response to DDT; insecticide catabolic process. Gene Ontology annotation, molecular function: iron ion binding; oxidoreductase activity, acting on paired donors, with incorporation or reduction of molecular oxygen; heme binding.